Molecule: messenger RNA, 12963 nt
Organism: Stylophora pistillata
Lineage: Eukaryota; Metazoa; Cnidaria; Anthozoa; Scleractinia; Pocilloporidae
Product: dynein axonemal heavy chain 6
Biological process (GO): microtubule-based movement
Cellular component (GO): dynein complex
Molecular function (GO): dynein intermediate chain binding; dynein light intermediate chain binding; ATP hydrolysis activity
Source: RefSeq, a predicted model, not a curated record
CAGAAACAAAAUGGCGGAAAGUUUGGAAAACAAACUGAAGUAUGGAGGUUUCCCUCGAUGAAUUAGUACAUUCAGGCUGUUUUGUGUUGUUUACUAACAAACAAAACAGAUUUUCGUUUGUGUAAACGUCAAAGAAAAACUCCUCUUGGUGCAAAAUGGCCCAAAACGGUGCAAGUACUUUCGCCAAUGGCGGUAGGAAACCCGCUAACAACCCAAGGUCUGAUGCAUUUUCUUUGCCAGGAAUUGACGAAAACGAGCUUCGUGCUCGUAUUUAUGCAAAACCACAACUAAAACCAAAUCCAAAGGCUCUUAGAUUCAGUGGUCCGACCCCGGUGCAGCUCAAAAAGAAUAUACCAACAGCACCCAGACUAGAGCCUUUGCCAAACCUUGCCAGAUAUCAAGAAAGGCAAAAAAGUCUUCCUUACACUUCUCCUGCAGGGAAGACAAAAACCCCAACACCACCCUCCUCAUCUGAGCCAGACAAGAAGAAGGCACGCCGAAGAGAUGUUGUAGAACCUCUUGAGCGAGUAACAUCUCCGUUACCAAGUCUACCAGAUGAUUUAAAGAAUAAACAAGAAAAAAUUGACUCUGCAGCUCAAGUUAAUACUAGGGCUCCACAAAGGCAGAAUUCUUCAAAGCAGAAAACUAAUGGUCAUGCGCAUGCCUUUGCCAAUGGAAGUGUAUUAGUGGAGAAGACAGAUGUUAUACCUGAGGGUCUGAGAGAUCCACUUCAGAUUAUAAGUUUGAUCAAGGAGAAUUCUAAACUAGGGUUUCUUUACAUGACCCCUGCUGUUGAUAGGUCAUCAAUAGAUUACAAUCCUUACAACCUCAAAAUUGUAAAGCAUUCAGCAAUUGACCAUUCAGAUUACUACACCAUAAGUGCUGAAGGAGUAACUCAUGUCUGUGACGAUGAAGCAGAGUUUACACCCCUUGAACGAUGGGAAAAGGAGUACAAGGACUACACAAGACUUGUGAAAAUUCCAACAUUUGCUAGCUUUAGGAUGUGGAAGGCAUUUGUUGUCUGGAGGAAGAAUGUCAAGAUAAAGAAAGUGACACAGUGUAAAAAUCAACUACAAGAGAAUCUCUUCAUUGUAAAUCCUUCAUUACGCCCAGCUUUGUUGAAUGUGCGAGAAAUGUGUUACCGCAUCAGUGACAUGGGCCUGUGCAGAGUGGAGAAAGGGCACACUUACACUUUGGAUGAGUUCAGGAAUGCUCAAUUUGAACAGCUUGAAGAGGUUGCUGGAAGAUUAGCAGAGUUUCGUGACCUUGUCAAAGAAGUUGUGAGAAGUGCAUGUCGAACAGCUCUUCUUGAGGCAGGGUUCACACCUGACGAUUAUUUUAUGGAUAUGGACAGUCCUAUGGGGAUGUAUGCAGAUGAAUAUGGAGGCCCUGCACAUUCAAUGUCAUCCUAUUUAAUGCCAAGUGGGUAUGAGAUGGAUAUGUAUGGUGAUGCACCAGACAAAAUGACUUAUACAGAGCAGGCUAACAAGAGAAGCCACUGCAGAAGACUCACAAGCUUUAUCCGGCUUGCUGACUAUCUCAUUGUGAAUACUAUGCAUGUUCUAGCAGCAAACUCUGUUGCUACUCUACUUAACUAUUUGGAGGAACAACUGCAGCACACACCCACCCCUGCACAAAUCCAGGGAACAAGUGAAGAAAUGGAACCAGAGGAAGAGAAAGCAGAAGGGGAGGCUAUUGAACAGAAGGAUGAACAAGGAGAACUCCAUCCACUGUACACCACAGAGGUGCUUCUUGAGCCUCAAAUGCUGCUGUUUUCCCCUGGAUUGGAUGACUUUCAGGAUGGACUUGGAGAAGUCAUCAAAAAGUUUCAAGAUGCUGUCCUAAGUGUUCAAAACCUCGUGCCUGACCCAUAUUUUGAUGCUUUCACUCAACCAUUUAUCAAUGGUAAAGUUGAAGAGAAAACAGCAGGUGAUGGUCCUAGUCUGGCCACCAUGUUUGAGGAUGAUAGACAUCUUCAAGGAAUUAUACAAAGUAUCAAGGAUGCUAUUUCAUCAGCAUUUGACUCUGCAUGGCAGUAUGCAAAUACAUUUGAACCUUAUCGCCAGUUUUACCAAGAGAAUGAGAGUUUGGAUCUUGAACGAAUUAGACAAGAAGAGCAUGAUGUUGGUUUUUUCUCACACUCACUGGACAAAUACAACAGUGAACAUGAACAGGCAGUUGGUAUUUUGGAACGCAGAGCAAUUGGCAUGAUCCUUGUUGAUUGUAAGAAGUUGAAAGAAGUUCUCAUUCCAUCACCAUUGAAAUGUUUAGAGGUGAUAAAUGAUAUAUUGCCUAAGUUGGCCAAGAUGCGAACAGAUACACUGAUGGGAUUCUGUCAAGAUGCUCAGUUUAAACUAGAAGCUGUGCCUAGUAGCACCUCAGAAUAUGUUGAAAGCCUUACUUUUCUUGACACCAUUCAAGAGAAGGUUGAUGAUAUUGAAAGAGAUGCUACUGUUGUGAAAGAGUUGUAUGACUUGAUUGAGACAUACAAAGUGCCAACACCACCUGAGGAUCUUGCUGUGUACCAGACUCUGAGGCCCACAGUGACAGCUGUCCGUAAUGUGAUUGACAAAUCAUUAGCUGAGAGGGAUGCCAAUAUUGACAAGAUGUGUACACACAUUGACAAAGAUAUUGUGGUACUGGGUAAGGAGGUGAAAGAGGUGAAACAAAAAGCACAGGACCCCAAGAUUUUGGACUCCAGUUCACAGUCAAAUGACAUUAUCCAGUACCUUGAAGCUCUCAUUGACAAAAUGGAUAGCCUUAACAACUUAGCACUCACAUACAAAUCACACCAGAAGAACUUCAAGGUGGAGGUGGCCAAGUUUGAAGAACUUGAAGAAGUUCAUGCAGAGCUCAAGCUCAAGCAGGCAUUGUGGAACUCACUUGUGGAAUGGGAUGAUGUUACUGGUGAAUGGCUUGAGCUUCCUUUUGAAGAGCUCAACCCAGAAGCUCUGAGCAACCAAGUGAUGAAGUAUGCUAAGACAGUUAUGCAGUUGGAGAAAGGUCUUCCUCCCAACUCAGUGGUACCAAUACUGAAAGAAAAAGUGGAAGGAAUGAGACAUAAGUUGCCAGUGAUAACGAACCUGCGUAACCCAGCUCUGAAACCUCGCCACUGGGAGCACAUUCAACAAAUCUUUGGUUACCACUUUACUGAAGAAGAACCACUCACUCUGGGAUUACUAAACAAGAUCGAUGCCUUUGAACAUACAGAAGCUAUUGAAGAAGUCUCUGGGCAGGCGUCUAGUGAAGCAUCUCUUGAAGGAAUCCUCAAGAAGGUUGAAGAUUCCUGGAAGCAAACAGAGUUCAUCGUGUUACCCCAUCGUGACUCAAAAGACGUGUUCAUCCUCGGUGGAAUUGAUGAUAUCCAGGCUCUCCUUGAUGACAGCAUGAUUAAUAUAUCCACUAUUGCUGGUUCUCGACAUGUUGGCCCAAUCAGACCAAGAGUGGAUGACUGGCAAAGGCAACUUCAUCUCUUCAGUGAAACACUGGAUGAGUGGAUGACUUGCCAGCGUAACUGGUUAUACCUCGAGAGCAUCUUUAGUGCUCCAGAUAUCCAGCGUCAGCUACCAGCUGAAGCCAAAAUGUUUCUGACAGUAGACAAGUCAUGGAAGGAAGUCAUGAGAAAAGUCCACAGGCUUCCCAAUGCUCUUAGAGCAGCUACCCAACCAGGACUGCUCGAGAUAUUUCAAAAUAACAAUGCCCUUUUAGAUCAAAUUCAGAAGUGUCUUGAGGCGUACCUGGAGUCCAAAUGUGUAAUAUUCCCAAGGUUCUAUUUCCUUUCAAACGACGAGUUGUUGGAAAUCUUAUCACAGACGCGCAAUCCGCAUGCUGUUCAGCCUCACUUGCAAAAGUGUUUCGAUGCCAUUUCAAAACUUGAGUUUGGUAGUGCUUCUCAGCCACCUCCCACACCAUCAGCGGCUGAAAAACCAGUCACACCAACAGGAGAGAGACCCACCUCAGCUGGUAAGGCAGCUGAAACAAAGACUAAUGAUAUCCUUGCAAUGAUCUCGCCUGAAGGCGAGAGAGUUGGACUUACAAAGGGUUUGAAGGCUCGUGGUAAUGUGGAAGACUGGCUUGGUAAGGUUGAGGAGUCCAUGGUUUCUUCACUCAGAAAACUAGCCAAGGCUUCUAUAACUGAUUAUGAGAGCAAACCGAGAGAAGAAUGGGUUACACUACAUCCGAGCCAGGUUGUUCUGACCAUUUCUCAGACCAUGUGGUGUCGUGAUAUCACGGAAUGUUUGGUUAAGGAAGGUGAUAGGUUAGAGGCAAUGAAGGAAGCCGAACAGAUUUGUGUCACUAAUUUGAACAAGCUUGCUGCACUGGUUCGUGGAGAGCUUCCAAAACUGACCAGGAACAUUCUGUGUGCUUUAAUUACUAUUGAUGUGCAUGCAAGGGAUAUAGUCACAGGAAUGGUGGAGCAUCAGGUUGAUAAUGUGAACAGUUUUGAGUGGGUGAAACAGCUACGUUAUUACUGGGAUCCUGACCUGGACAACUGUGUUGUGCGCAUGUCUAACUCUUUGUACAUAUAUGGUUACGAGUACCUUGGUGCCUCACCUCGCUUGGUCAUCACACCACUCACAGAUCGGUGCUACUUGUGUUUGAUGGGAGCACUACAGCUUGACUUGGGAGGUGCACCCGCAGGGCCCGCUGGGACAGGAAAAACAGAGACUACUAAGGACUUAGCUAAGGCCCUGGCUAAGCAAUGCGUGGUGUUCAACUGCUCUGAAGGACUGGACUUCAAGAUGAUGGGACGCUUCUUUUCCGGCUUGGCUCAGUCAGGAGCCUGGUGCUGUUUUGACGAGUUCAACAGAAUUGACAUCGAAGUAUUGUCUGUUAUUGCUCAGCAGCUUCUCACCAUAAGAAACGCCAAAGUUGCAAAGGCAUCCCGUUUCAUGUUUGAAGGGCGUGAGAUCAAACUUAUUCCAAGCUGUGCGGCAUUCAUCACAAUGAACCCUGGCUAUGCUGGUCGGACAGAAUUACCGGACAACUUAAAGGCCUUGUUCAGACCGAUGGCUAUGAUGGUACCAGACUAUGCCUUGAUUGCGGAAGUGAUCCUGUAUUCCGAAGGCUUUGAAUCCUCUAAAAACCUGGCUCGGAAGAUGGUGCAGAUGUACCGAUUGUGCAGUGAACAGCUUUCUCAACAGGAUCAUUAUGACUUUGGUAUGAGAGCUGUCAAGUCUGUGCUUGUUAUGGCUGGAGCGCUUAAGAGAGGAAACCCUAAUCUGAAUGAAGAUAUCGUGCUCAUCAGAGCUCUGAGGGACAGCAACUUGCCCAAGUUUCUUAAACAGGACGCUGAGCUCUUCAGAGCCAUCCUAUCAGAUCUUUUCCCCGGUAAGGAGAUUCCAGAUCACGAUUAUGGCAAACUACAAGCUACUAUUGAAGAAUGCUUGCUCAAGAAAGGUUGUCAGGUUGUUCCUUCAAUGGUAAAAAAGACUAUCCAGUUGUACGAGACAAUGAUUGUGCGGCAUGGUGUGAUGACUGUAGGACCCACUGGAGGGGGGAAGACAACAAGCUAUGAGGUUCUUAAAGACACGCUGACAACAUUACACGAAGAAGGAGACGAAAAUCCUUAUUACCAAAAAGUUCGCACAUACGUGUUGAAUCCCAAGGCUGUUAGUAUGGGAGAGCUGUACGGGGAGAUUAACAAGCUCACAAUGGAAUGGAGAGACGGACUCAUGGCCGUCACUGUUAGAGUUUGUGUUCAGGACACUACUGAAGAUCACAAGUGGAUUGUCUGCGAUGGUCCUGUGGACGCUCUAUGGAUCGAAAACAUGAACACUGUUUUGGAUGACAACAAGAUGCUCUGUUUGGCAAACAGUGAGAGAAUCAAACUCAACAACACCAUGCACAUGUUGUUCGAGGUGCAGGAUCUUGCUGUUGCUUCCCCAGCUACAGUCAGCAGGUGUGGUAUGGUGUACAUGGACCCUAAUGAACUAGGCUGGAGGCCAUAUGUCAAGUCCUGGAUGCAGAGAACGUGUACAAAGAUGAAAGAUGAAACAAAGGAGUAUCUGAUGAAUCUGUUUGAGAAUUACGUGGAUAACGGACUCAACUUUGCGAGGAAGAAAUGUGUUCAAGCCAUGCAACAGGUCGACAUAAAUAAAGUGACAACUAUGUGCUGCCUUCUAGAAAGCUUUUUUUUUCCAGAGAAAGGAGGCCCAGAUUUUAAUAUGGAUGCCAACAAGUUACACUCGCUUAUUUGCACCGCCUUCCUCUUCACUUUCCUGUGGAGUAUUGGUGGCAAUUUAGUAGAGUCUUCUAUGGACGCUUUUGACACAUUUUCGAGGGACUUGUUCUCAGAUACACAGGACGUGAAGCUUCCAGGUUCAGGUGAUCUGUUCAGUUACUUCGUGGAUUUUGACACACGCCGUCUUGAACCAUGGGAAAAGAUAAUUCCAUCAUUUAAGUACAGCCCAGAGAUCCCAUACUUUGACCUGCUGGUGCCUACUGUAGACACGGUCAGAUAUGGAUUCCUGAUGGAGAAGCUGGUUGUUGUCAAUAGAUCCGUUAUGUUUACUGGAACGACAGGCGUUGGCAAGUCUGUGGUGGCCAAGGGACUGCUGACUGACAUAAGCGAUAAGGCGAACUAUGUUCCCAUCAUGAUGAACUUCUCUGCUCAGACAAGCAGCCAACGAACUCAGGAAAUGAUUGAAGUCAAACUGGAAAAGAAACGGAAGAAUAUUUUAGGUGCACCGGCAGGAAAAAGAAUGAUUAUCUUUGUCGAUGAUUUGAACAUGCCAAAGCUGGACACUUAUGGCGCACAGCCUCCCAUUGAGUUACUCAGGCAGUACCAAGAUUUUCGAGGAUUUUACGAUAGAGAAAAACUCUUCUGGAAGGAAAUUCAUGACAUGACUAUCUGUGCAGCCUGUGCUCCCCCAGGGGGUGGUAGAAAUCCAGUCACGCCUCGUUUCUUACGUCACUUCAGUAUGUUCAGUAUUCCGUCGUCUGCCGAGCACACUCUGAAACAUAUCUUCAAGUCCAUUGUUAGCGGCUUUUUAGUCGACUUUCCUCAAGACGUAAGGGGAUGCGCAGAUGCGAUUGUUGGGGCGAGUGUUGAGAUCUAUGUUCGUAUGAGUACAGACCUGUUACCGACUCCUGCAAAAUCUCACUAUGUGUUCAACUUGAGAGAUUUGUCCAAAUGCAUUCAAGGUGUACUUCAGGCGGAUCCUGGAGUUAUUAGAGACGCUGGACAGAUUUUUCGCCUGUUCUGUCACGAGGCACAAAGAGUAUUUCACGAUCGUCUAAUUAACAAAGAAGACAAACGUUAUUUCAACGCCAUUUUGUCUGAAAUGGCACAGAAACACUUCUCCCAGAAUGUGCAAGCUGAGAAAUUUGAAACGGCCCCUAUUCUGUUUGGAGACUUUAUGAAGAUGGGUGCAGACCCGUCUGACAGAAUCUACGAAGAGCUGGCUGAUAUCUCAAAAGUGAAAAAUCUUCUGGCUGAUUAUCUUGAUGACUACAAUAUGAACUCUUCUAAAGAAAUGAAGCUUGUGUUCUUUAUGGAUGCCAUAGAACAUGUCUCAAGAAUUGCCCGAAUGGUUCGUCAGCCGCGUGGGAAUGCUCUGCUUGUGGGUGUAGGAGGAACAGGAAAACAGAGUCUUACCAGGUUGGCAUGUCAUAUGGCUGGUUACCUGUGCUUUCAAAUCGAGCUGACUCGUGGCUACGAUUACUCCUCAUUCCGGGAAGAUCUUAAAAAAUUGUACACAUCAGCUGGAGUGGAAGGAAAAAACACAGUGUUCUUAUUCACUGAUACUCAGAUCGUUGUUGAGGAAUUCCUGGAAGACAUCAAUAACAUCUUGAACUCUGGGGAGGUCCCAAACCUGUUUGAGCCAGAGGAGUAUGAACAAGUACUGAUUGGAACCCGACCUCACGCCAAGGAGGCUGGUGUUCCUGAAGGCGACAGGGAUGCCGUGUUCAAUCACUUCAUCAGCCGUGUUCGGAAUAACCUUCAUGUAGUACUUUGCAUGAGUCCUGUGGGAGAUGCGUUCCGUACUCGCUGCCGUAUGUUCCCCUCUCUGGUGAACUGUUGUACUAUUGACUGGUUCACCGAAUGGCCAAGGGAGGCUUUAUUGUCUGUCUCCAAGAACUUUUUCGAAGAAGUGGACUUGGGUGCAGGAGAUGUUAAGGAGAGAGUGGCCGAAAUGUGUGUUGAAAUCCACACGAGUGUUAGCUCUAUGGCGGACAGGUUUUACGCUGAAUUGCGUCGCCGAUAUUACACAACCCCAACCAGUUAUCUGGAGCUUAUUAACCUGUAUCUGUCCAUGUUAGACGACAAACGAAGACAGCUGAUUGGUGCACGUGACCGCGUGAAGAAUGGCUUGAAGAAGCUUCUAGAAACUAACGACUUAGUAGAUAACAUGCAGGUGGAGUUAGUGGCUUUAGAACCACAGUUGAAACAGAAAUCACUUGAUGUAGAAAAGCUCAUGGACAAACUACAGACUGAUCAGGAGGAAGCUGACAAGGUGAGAAAAGUCGUUUCAGCGGAAGAGGAAGUAGCCAAAGGAAAGGCAGAUGAAACCCAAGCUAUUGCAGCAGAAGCACAGAAAGACUUGGACGAGGCCUUACCUGCUCUGGAGGCUGCCAACAAGGCCCUUGACUCAUUGGACAAGUCCGAUAUAUCCGAGUUACGUGUGUUCACCAGUCCCCCUGAGCUCGUCAUGACGGUUAUGGAGUCCAUCUGUAUUUUGUUAAAUGCAAAGCCUGACUGGGCAGCAGCAAAGUCUUUGCUUGGUGACGCUAAGUUUUUGACCAGGCUUAUGGAAUAUAACAAGGACAAUAUUCCGGAUUCUACUUUGAAGAAACUGAAAAAGUACAUAGAAAACCCCAAGUUCACGCCAGAAAAUGUGGAGAAAGUAUCGAAGGCGUGCCGGUCCAUGGUGAUGUGGGUUCGCGCUAUGGAUUUGUAUGCUCGAGUGUUCCGCACGGUGGAGCCCAAGAACAAAAGACUCGCUGCUGCUCAGGUGGAAUUAGAUGCUGUUAUGGCGACAUUAAAAGAAAAGCAAGAUAGUUUAGCUGCUGUUGAGGAAAAGAUUGCAGAGCUUCAAGCAGCUUAUGACAAUAGUAUUGCUGAAAAGGAAACGCUGACCAAGAACAUCGCACAAACCGCGGCUCGUCUGAAGAGGGCAUCCAAGCUGACAACAGCCCUAGGAGACGAACAGGGACGCUGGACAGAGAAUGUAGCGGCAUUUGAACUGGAGAUUGGUAACGUGGUCGGAAAUGUUUUCGUGGCGGCAGCUUGUGUGGCUUACUUUGGGGCAUUUACAAGUCAUUACCGCCAGGAGCUUAUCUCAUCUUGGAUUCAACGCUGUAAAGAAUUAGAAAUUCCUGUGUCAGACGACUUUAGUCUCAUCAAUGUGCUGGCAGAUCCUUUUGAAAUUAGACAGUGGAAUGCUGAUGGGCUUCCGAGGGAUUCGGUGUCAAUAGAGAACGCGAUUUUGGUGACCAGAGGUCGGCGAUGGCCUUUAAUGAUUGAUCCCCAGGAUCAGGCCAAUCGAUGGAUCCGAGCCAAAGAAGCCAAGAAUGGUCUUAAAGUGGUCAAGCUUACUGACCAGAACUUCCUGCGUACUCUUGAGAACUGUAUCCGUAUUGGUAUGCCUGUGCUAUUAGAGGAAGUUGGCGAGACUCUGGAUCCUGCUCUGGAACCAAUCCUGUUGAAACAGACUUUUACACAGGGUGGACGUCUGUUAAUCCGUCUGGGUGAUAGUGAUAUCGACUAUGACAAGAACUUCAAGUUUUAUAUGACAACUAAACUCGCCAAUCCUCAUUAUCUACCUGAAGUAUGCAUCAAAGUGACCAUCAUUAACUUCACUGUCACCAAGUCAGGCCUGGAGGAUCAGCUGCUCAGUGAUGUUGUUCGUCUGGAAAGACCAGAUCUAGAAGAUCAGAGAAAUCAGCUGAUUGUGCGAAUAAACUCCGACAAAAACCAACUGAAGGCCAUCGAGGACAGAAUCCUUAAAUUGUUGUUUCACUCUGAAGGGAAUAUUCUCGAUGACGAAGUGCUUAUCAACACUCUCAAUGAAUCCAAGGUCACUUCAGGAGUGAUUAGUACUCGGCUGAAAGAGGCGGAGAUGACUGAGGAGAAGAUAACAACGGCGCGCGAGAAGUACCGCCCAGUAGCUACACGCGGCUCUGUCAUGUACUUUGUGGUGGCGAGCAUGGCCGAGGUGGACACUAUGUACCAGUACUCCCUCAAAUACUUUAAGCAGCUGUUCAAUACUUGCAUCGAGAACAGCGAGAAGACAGAUGACUUGGACAAGAGACUUCAAAUUCUGCUGGCUAAUUGCACUAGUUCUGUUUACACCAACGUGGCACGGGGUCUGUUUGAAAAAGACAAGCUUGUGUUCUCGUUCAUGUUAUGUGGUGAGAUUAUGCGUCAAAGAGAAGACAUAUCAGACAACGAAUGGAAUUUUUUCCUCAGAGGAAGUGGAAGCUUGGACAAGGAACGUCCACCAAAGCCCGAUAUUGCCUGGCUAACAGAACAAACCUGGAACACAUGCUGUGAUUUAGAGGAUUCCCUUCCAGCGUUUGGUGGCUUGAAACAGGAAAUAGUCAGCAAGCCUGUCAUAGUCAAGAUCGGCUCAGUUGAGGCAUGCGCAAACUCUCCACUGUUAACGGCGAGUAAAGAGGACAGUGACGGUCGAUCAACAGCGACAAGCGAAAGCACAGAAGCCACUGAAGAGGCAGAGGAACAGUCUAGUCUAGUUGAUCGCCUCUCAAGUUUCCAGAAAUUGGUAUUUAUCAAAUCAUUCAGAGAAGAGAAGGUGGUGUUUGCUGCUGUGGAUUUCGUUUGUGAGAACCUUGGCAAGACAUUUGUGGAGAGUCCGUCUAUAGACCUCAAUACUCUGUAUUCUGAUGUAGGGCCAACCACGCCUCUCAUAUUCAUUCUCUCUACUGGCUCCGAUCCAAUGAACGCCUUCCUCAGAUUUGCGAGGGACAUGAGUUACAGCGAAAGGGUACAGGCAAUUUCGUUGGGUCAAGGACAAGGGCCUGUAGCAGAGAAAAUGAUCGCUAACGCAACAAAGACAGGAGACUGGAUCUUCCUACAGAAUUGUCAUCUCGCUGCCUCGUGGAUGUUGGCAAUGGAAACCCUUAUAAAGAAUUUGUCGACACCAGAGGCGGAAGUACACGAGGACUUCCGGUUGUUUUUGAGCUCCAUGCCAACAAAAAGUUUUCCUGUAACGGUUUUACAGAACAGCGUCAAAGUGACGAAUGAACCCCCGAAGGGACUUCGAGCCAAUGUCAAGAGAGCGUUUGGAGAGCUCAGCUCUGACUCCUUUGAAAACCAUAUUCUUGGUGUGACGUGGAGAAAGCUGGUGUUCGGAAUUUGUUUCUUUCAUGCCAUCAUUCAGGAAAGAAAGAAGUUUGGUCCACUCGGUUGGAACAUCAAGUACGAGUUCAACGACUCUGAUCGCGAAUCAGCACUAGACAAUUUAAAGAUGUUCUUAGCAGAAGGACAGAUUCCAUGGGAUGCGCUGACCUUCAUCACAGGAGAGAUAACCUAUGGAGGCCGAGUCACCGAUGCUUGGGAUCAGCGGUGUUUGACCACAAUCCUCGGAAGAUUCUUUUCGCCAGCAAUACUGGAAGAUGGGUACAAGUUUUCUAAAUCAGGUAUCUACUUUCCCCCUGGAUAUGACAGUUUACCGGAGUACAGAGAUUACAUCGACAGUCUGCCUAUCGCUGAUGAACCUGAGGUGUUUGGAAUGCACAACAAUGCCAAUAUCGCUUUUCAGACUCAAGAGACCAAUGCCCUGAUUACUGCAGUAUUAGAGGUACAGCCUCGUUUGGCCAGUGGAGGGAGCGGUAAAACAAGCGACGAGAUUGUUUAUGAACUAGCUGAAAGCAUCCUCUCUAAGCUGCCAGUUCUGUUGGACAUGGAAAAAGCAGAUAAAGCCAUAUUUGAAACUGAUGCAAAAGGUCGAGUGAAUUCACUCACCACUGUGCUUGGACAGGAAGUGGAUCGUUUUAACUCUCUUUUGAAAGUUAUCAAGACUUCUUUACAACAGCUUCAGAAAGCCAUUAAAGGUUUGGUAGUGAUGUCACUGGAGUUGGACAAAGUUUACACAAACUUUUUGAACAAUCAGGUUCCAACAAUGUGGGCGAAUGCUGCUUAUCCAUCAUUGAAACCUCUUGGUUCGUGGGUGAAGGAUUUGCUUCUCAGAUGCAUGUUUAUUGAACAAUGGAUCGAACAAGGAGCACCCAAAUCGUUUUGGAUUUCCGGUUUUUUCUAUCCUCAGGGUUUCCUGACCGGAACACUUCAAAACCACGCCCGCAAGUACAAUCAACCAAUUGACCAGCUGUCAUUCCAUUACAACGUUCUCCCUAACUAUCGCAGCCAAGAGGAAGUCAGUGAGGCGCGCGCUAAACUUGGCCCAGAUGACACGCUACCGAUGGAUGAAGAGAUAGAAUCUCCGGAGGACGGAGUAUUGGUACACGGUUUAUUCAUAGACGCCGCUCGCUGGGAUGAUGAAAAAAUGAUGCUAGGAGACGCGUUGGAUGGCGAGAUGAACCCUCCGUGCCCUAUUCUCCACAUGGAACCUCGCAUGAACUACACACCAGAUCCCUCACGUUAUACAUCUCCGCUGUACAAGACAUCUGCUCGAGCUGGUGUUCUUUCCACCACAGGUCACUCGACAAAUUUUGUGGUGGCGGUAUAUCUUCCUACAGACCUUCCUUCAGACUUCUGGAUUGAGAAGGGGACAGCUCUCUUGUGUCAGCUUAAUGAAUAGUACAUCCAAGACUUAUUUUUUAUGGUGUUGACAGAACAUCUUAUAGCAAUGUGACUGUAAAUAUAGCCAAUUCAUUCGUUUGUUUGUUUUUAGUCGCCGUUGACCCGGUUGAUAUUUCAUCAAAUCCCUGCGAUGCUGGGUAAAAGCACCUGUAUGUAUAUUUUACGCUUGCGAGAGUUGUAUAAGAAACGCGUGGGUUUUAAGCAGUCAUUCAUACAUUAAAAGUUUUGGAGAAAGAAAA